Hibiscus syriacus is the source of this 2286-nucleotide messenger RNA. RefSeq names its product auxin response factor 11-like. Gene Ontology annotation, molecular function: protein binding; DNA binding. Gene Ontology annotation, cellular component: nucleus. The record is from RefSeq and is a predicted model, not a curated record. Gene Ontology annotation, biological process: response to hormone; regulation of DNA-templated transcription. The transcript has 14 exons. Bases 207 to 2231 code for a protein of 674 amino acids. Lineage: Eukaryota; Viridiplantae; Streptophyta; Magnoliopsida; Malvales; Malvaceae.
UAGUUAAUCUUAUUAUUCUCUGUUUUUUAUUAUUUUAUUUUUUUCGACUCUUACUGGGGGGAUGUUCUCUAUUCUCCCCUAAUGGGGUAGACUUUGUCUGCUUCAAAUUCUUCUUUUUGCUGGUUUUUUUUAGCUGUAUUGCAUCUUCUUCUGUGCUUGUUUUUUGGUUGUUGUCGCUGUUUCAUCUUCGGUACGACCUCGUUUCGAUGGCUCAAACUGAGGGUAUUCCAAGGGGUUCUUCUAUUGCGCAUGCGGAGUCAGGUUUGGGUGGUGGCAAUGAUCUAUAUCCAGAACUAUGGAAAUUAUGCGCAGGCCCGUUGGUGGAGAUUCCUCGGGUUCAAGAGAUAGUCUUUUACUUCCCUCAGGGUCACAUGGAACAAUUAGAAGCAUCAACUAAUCAAGAACCUAAUCAUGAAGCCCCAGUGUUUAAUCUUCCUUCUAAGAUUCUAUGUCGUGUUCUUCAUGUCCAGUUAAUGGCUGAACAAGAGACUGAUGAAGUUUAUGCUCAGAUCACUUUGCAGCCUGAAGCAGAUCAAAGUGAACCAACGAUUCCAGAUCCGUUCCCAUCUGAGGCUCCGAAGAGGGCAGUUCAUUCCUUCUGUAAGAUUUUAACGGCAUCGGACACUAGCACUCAUGGAGGGUUUUCCGUCCUCCGAAAGCAUGCCACCGAGUGCCUGCCUCCUUUGGAUAUGAAUCAAGCUACUCCAACUCAGGAGUUGAUUGCCAAGGAUCUUCAUGGGUACGAGUGGCGAUUCAAGCAUAUAUUUAGGGGGCAACCACGGAGACAUUUACUUACAACUGGGUGGAGCACCUUUGUCGGUUCUAAGAGAUUGGUUGCGGGAGAUGUAUUCGUUUUUCUUAGAGGUGAUAAUGGAAAACUAAGAGUUGGGGUUAGGCGGCUCGCUCAUCAACAGAGCACAAUGCCUUCGUCGGUUAUAUCCAGCCAGAGCAUGCAUUUAGGAGUGCUCGCUACUGCUGCUCACGCUGUUAAAACUCAGACUUUCUUUGUUGUGUACUACAAGCCAAGGACAAGCCAAUUCAUAAUAGGAGUAAACAAGUACCUGGAGGCUAUUAACAAUGGAUUCUUCAUUGGCAUGCGUUUCAAGAUGCGAUUCGAGGGUGAAGACUCCCCUGAGAGAAGGUUCACCGGGACCAUAGUCGGUGUUGGAGACAUUUCCCCACAUUGGUCAGAAUCUAAAUGGCGGUCCUUGAAGAUUCAAUGGGAUGAACCUGCAAUAAUAGAAAGGCCAGAGAGAGUUUCUCCUUGGGAAAUAGAGCCAUUUGCGGUUUCUACUAACAUAAGUCUUGAACAACCGGCUUCAAAGAACAAAAGACCACGACCGGUUUAUAUUCCGGCUUCUGAAAUAACUGGAAAUUCAGAUGGUUCAGCCUUCUGGUGUCGCGAUUCGACCGUGUCUCACGAACUUACCCAAGUAGGAACUGGAAGCAUAACUGAAGUCCAAAGCCGUGAAAGCCAAGUUAUUUGGCCAGUGAGACAGAAUGAAGUUAAUAGCAAUAUUAUCAAUAGUGGCAGAGUUUAUAACUCAAUGACUCGACUUGAAAAUUCCUGGCCACCUUCAACUCUUUUAAAUGUCUCUCGAAACAUAUUUCGCAAUCCAGGGGAUUCAUCUUCAGUUCUAUCCCGGCCAUGCAAAGGCCUGAAGCAUGACCUAGUUGAAAAAGGAAAAAACUCUGAAAUGUCUACAGGUUGCCGGUUGUUCGGGUUCAAUUUGAGAGAGAGCAGUAAUGCAGUGAGAGUGAACGAUAUAGCUUCAUCCCCUAUUGAUCAAAAUCCAGAAACUUCAAAGUCAUCCAAGGAGCAGAAGCAAGUUGCAACAUCAGAGACGUCAACCAAGGAGAUUCUGGCUAAGCAGGGUACUGCAACUUCCAUGCGAACUCGUGCCAAGGUACAAAUGCAAGGCAUUGCAGUUGGUCGUGCAGUUGACUUAGCUUCAUUGAAAGGAUACAAAGAUCUCAUAAACGAGCUGGAGAAAAUGUUCGAUAUAGAGGGAGAGCUUUCUCCCCAUAGUAAAUGGUCCGUUGUUUAUACCGAUGACGAGGGUGACAUGAUGCUUGUGGGCGAUGAUCCCUGGCUGGAAUUCUGCAAGAUGGUAAGAAAGAUCUUCAUAUAUUCGAUCGAGGAGGUGAAGAAAAUUAGUGACAGAUGCAAAUUUCCAGCCUCAUAUUUGAAGAAAGAAGGGACUGUUGUAAGCUUGGAUUCAGAAACAUGAAAAAGCUUGAAAGCCCAUCAUAUUAUAUUUGGUAUUGUUUAUGGUCAAACAAUAG